Musa acuminata AAA Group (dessert banana) is the source of this 1798-nucleotide messenger RNA. Its product is annotated as UDP-N-acetylmuramoyl-L-alanyl-D-glutamate--2,6-diaminopimelate ligase MurE homolog, chloroplastic-like. The transcript is spliced from 4 exons. The record is from RefSeq and is a predicted model, not a curated record. Gene Ontology annotation, biological process: biosynthetic process. NCBI's taxonomy places the organism in Eukaryota, Viridiplantae, Streptophyta, Magnoliopsida, Zingiberales, Musaceae. Bases 1 to 837 code for a protein of 278 amino acids. Gene Ontology annotation, molecular function: ATP binding; acid-amino acid ligase activity.
AUGCUCAGGAAGGUUGUGAACAUCGAUGACCCAAAUGCUCCAUACUUCAUCGAUCACGGGAAUGCAGAUGUUCCACUCGUUACAUUUGGAAUGCAGAACGAGAACGCCGACGUCUACCCUCUAAAGUCCGAGCUUUCAUUGUUCAAGACUAAGGUUUGGGUGAGCACGCCAAAGGGGGCACUAGAGAUCAACACAGGGAUGCUUGGGAGGUAUAACAUCUACAACAUCCUCGCAGCCGUUUCUGUUGGGAUUGCUGUCGGCCUGAAGCUGGAGGACAUCGUGAGGGGAAUCGAGGCGGUGAAAGGGGUUGCCGGCAGGUUUGAGUUAAUUGACGAGGGGCAGCCUUUCGCCGUGAUUGUAGACUAUGCACACACACCCGAUGCUGUGUGUAGACUUCUGGAUGCUGUCCGAGAACUCAACCCACGAAGAGUUAUCACUGUCUUUGGAUGUGGCGGAGAAAGAGAUCGGGGGAAGAGGCCGCUGAUGACAAAAAUUGCAGCUGAUAAAAGUGAUGUGGUUAUUCUGACAUCAGACAAUCCAAGGAACGAAGAUCCAUCGACAAUCUUGGAUGACAUGCUAGCUGGUGUUGGAUACACAAUGCAAGAGUCCUCAUCACCCGGCGGAAGCAAAAUCUAUCCAAAGCUUCCAAAUGGCUGUACACUCUUAGUAAAUGAGGACAGAAGAGUAGCCCUGCAAGCUGCCAUUGCCAUGGGAAAGGAAGGAGAUAUCAUUGUUGUUGCUGGCAAAGGCCACGAGACAUAUCAAAUUGAGGGUGAUACAAGGAAGUUCUUCGACGAUAGAGUUGAAUGCCGACAAGCGCUGCGUCAAAGUAUGUGAGAUGUGUCAAGCAUGAAAGUGAAAUUUCUUUGGCGAUAUAAUCUCAUUUUUAGGAAUAGCAAAGGCAGAAAAUUCCGAGUUAAUGUGUCCUAAUUCUUUGGCUGCUGUUGCAAAUUGAAAAGUAUGUCGCUUCUAUCGGUAUUCUUUAGAUAAACACUUGGAACUUUUUUUUUGAACAUUCAAAGUUCAGUUGGAACGUUACAGUCUCUCUCUCUCUCUCUCUCUCUCUCUCUCUCUCUUUUUAUCUCCUUCCCCGCUCUGCUGCACCGCGGUGUUGGCUUCACUCUUCCGAAGAAGCGCCUCGCACUUACCCCAACCUCUCGCUCGUUUUCGCUACUCUCUCUCUCUCUCUCUCUCUCUCCUCCCUCUUCCCUGCUCCUUAGCUCGCAGGAAGAAUCCCAUGGAGAAGGUCCGACCAAAUUGCAGGAAAAGGAGGCACCUUGGGACGGUGAAUCCACACGUCAAGAUCACAACAAGUGGCUAUGAUAUUACUGUGCUUGCAGUGUACCUUCGCCAGCUGCGAGAUUGAAGAAGAGGUUGACUAUGUUGAGGCAGCCACGGAAGCACUCCGAGGAGCACAGCUUCCGCUGGAAGUUAGCGUCCAGCAACGAGUCCGACGAUAUCCCGACGGUUCUCCGAUCGAGGCCGCACGCCGCGAUGCACCCUUCCGUCUCGACCCAGUCGACGAACCCCUCGGCGCCGAUCUCCGACAUGGCGCACGCGUAGGCGCCCCCGGCGUUCCUCUCCAGCACGCAGCGCAUUCCCGACGACGACACCGCGUAGGCGCAGGCGCUCGCGUCCAAGCGCUCGCACUCCACGCCGGUCCCUGCGAAGCAAGUCCAAACGUCAUCGAGUAGAUUGCGUGCAGGUUUCGUGACGACGAGAUCGAGCUUGCACCUUGCGCUUUCGACUUGGAGAAGAUGAGCACCUAAGCGAGCGUUAUGGAAGACCAGGAGGCCAU